AUGGCCCUUUGGAAGGGCACGAAGGCUGCAGCCGCUGCCGACACGGAACAGUCCAAAGAGUAUCGCGAGGAGCAGUCCGAAGUCGAUCUUCAACGUAACAAACGUAUUGAGGAGAUGAACGUCAUCAUCGACGCAAAGUUGAGGCAGUUCAACAUCUCCGAGGUAGUUGAGUCUCUCGUUACGUCACGGCUCUCUGCCAUCGAGAACAAGCUCGAUUCGCAUAUCACGGCACAACAGGUCUCUAACGAGAAGUUGGAGACAUCCGUUGCUGCCCUUAACGCUGCUCCCAAUCAAUAUAAAGCACUUCAGCAGCAACUUAGAGCGCUUCUGACAGCAAACAGCGUUGAUCUAAAGAAGCUGAAUAAGAAUAAUAAGGCAAACAAAUUCCCUGAGACACACCACAAGAACCAGGUCGUGUUGCCACCUGAACUGAAGCUUGUUUAUGCUGAUCAUUCAGUAUUUUACAAGCUCUCGCAGAUCCAGGACCGCCUCAAAGCAGCCCUGGUGCCAUACAAACUCUGGGCACAAUGCCCUGUACCAAUCGAUGUUGUCAUUCAACACCAUGCUGCCCUUUCAAACGAGAGUAUCCUUGGCUUCACUCGAAGAAUCCGGGAUGCCUGGUACAUGCUGCCCUUCCAGAACAGACGAAACGUCAUGGGCCGCGAGGUUCUUUGUAACAUGCUUCGUCAACAUGCUCCUAGCACCUGGAUCUCUAUAGCAGACUUGUAUAGCAACUGGUCUACUGCCGAGAUAGUUGAUCAGUCAGUUAUCCGAGCCGAGAUGCUCUCUCGCACGUUGAUUGAGGACAAGAUCUUCAGCAAAUCAGCGGUUACUGUUCAGCUCCAGGGCUAA
Anthostomella pinea is the source of this 852-nucleotide messenger RNA. Lineage: Eukaryota; Fungi; Ascomycota; Sordariomycetes; Xylariales; Xylariaceae. The record is from the annotation of a GenBank genome assembly.